GGCACAUUUCUACUCAGAGUUUUCGUGUGACCUCUAUUGCAGUUGAAAAUACUUGGGAGCGGAGGCUUAAUUCAUUGAUUUUGUUCGGCAAUGUUCCUUAUUCGUGUACGGAUGUGGUGACAGGAUCAACAGGAAUCCUGCUUCAUUUUAGUGCACGGCAAUCGCUAGAAGGUCUUAUGUGCUCCUCGCCGCUCACUCUCCAAGGCAGGGUGCUCUGUGUUGCUGGGGUAGUCCGUUGUUGCACUGCAUCAACAUGGGUGUGAUCGGUGUGCAGCUGGUUGUUACUAUGGUAAUGGCCAGCGUAAUUCAGAAAAUUAUACCUCAUUAUUCCUUUGCAAGAUGGCUACUCUGCAGCGGCAGUUUGCGGUGGUAUCAGCACCCAACAGAGGAUGAGUUGAGGAAUCUGGCAGGGAAACAAAAAGGGCCGAAGAGGAAAGACAGGAAAUACAAUGGUCACAUAGAGAGUAAACCAUUAACAAUUCCAAAGGACAUAGACCUGCAGCUGGAGACAAAAAGCAUCACAGAAGUCGACACUUUAGCAUUACACUACUUCCCAGAGUUCCAGUGGCUGGUUGAUUUCACAGUGGCAGCAACUGCAGUCUAUCUGAUAACAGAGCUUUACUACUGUGCAGUUCAGCCCUCAAGAGAGAUGAACAUCAGUGUGGUCUGGUGCCUACUUGUACUUGCCUUUGUCAUUAAGACACUUUUCUCCAUAACGGCUCACUAUUUCAAGCUGGAGGAAGGAGGCGAGCGCUCCCUCUGCAUCACGUUUGCUUUCUUCUUUUUUGUCAAAGCCAUGGCCAUUCUCAUCGUCACUGAAAACUAUUUAGAGUUUGGUCUGGAGGCAGGUUUUGCUAAUUUUUCUGACAGCGCUCAACAGUUUCUUGAUCAUCAAGGUCUAGAGUCACAAGGUCCGAUAUCUAAAUUCUCCUUCAAGCUGAUACUGGCUCUGCUGUGUUCUUUGAUUGGAGCGUUUUUAACGUUUCCCGGGCUGCGACUGGCGCAGAUGCACCUAGAUGCUCUUAAUCUAACUACAGACAAAUUAAUACAAACUCUGCUUCAUAUCAACUUCUUGUCCCCCCUCAUCAUGGUCCUGCUGUGGGUGAAGCCCAUCACCAAGGAUUACAUAAUGAACCCCACUCUAGCAAAGGAGAGUGUGCCUUUGAUGACCGAACAGGCGUACGACACUUUGCGGUUGUGGAUCAUCAUACUGAUGUGUAUACUCAGGCUUGCCAUGAUGAGAUGUCAUCUGCAGGCCUACCUCAACCUGGCCCAAAAGAGCGUGGACCAGAUGAAGAAAGAAGCAGGGCGGAUAAGUACUGUAGAUUUGCAGAAGAUGGUUGCUCGGGUGUUUUACUACCUAUGUGUGAUCGCACUGCAGUAUGUGGCGCCGCUGGUCAUGCUGCUGCAUACAACUUUCCUGUUAAAAACCUUAGGUGGUCAUUCCUGGUGGGUGUAUACCGAAGAGGACAUGCCUUGCACCUACGAGGUGAACUCAGACUCUGUGGGGGAGUUAGACCAAACCGCUGCUCCAAAACCAGCUUCAGUGGUAGAGACAGGAGCACGCGCAUCCGUAGCUCAUUUCUCAGUGGCUCUUGGGGGCCUGCAGACUGUUUUUAGUCCCCUUCUGUUCCGGGGGCUUUUCUCCUUCUUCACUUGGUGGAUUGCCGCCUGCCUGUUCUCCACCUCUCUGUUUGGCCUCUUCUACCACCAGUAUCUCAUGGCAGCAUAGCAUCAACAGUCCAGCAGGGGCAUCUAAACCACCACAGUGCUACCAUACUCAGGCUAGAUGGGGAGAACUGUGUGUGGAGGGGAAGGGCACUGAUAACUCUGCUGUACAGCCCUUCUCUGCCCUCCUCCGUGGUGGACGACCUCCCAGUGACUGAACUUAUCAGAGCUCCUGGUUUUAUUUCCAGUGCUUCCUCUACAGACGACUGUGAACUCCUGUUUGUGUUUUACUACCAUGCCCUUUCAUUUGGGUAAAAAAGCUCUAGAUCUUAAUAAGAAACUUUAUCAUAAGAGGAGGGUUUAUUUCUUACUCUUUAAAAUUGUAAAAAAAAAAAAAAGAAAGUUCAUUUAAGUUUUUUUAUUGGGGGGGGGGGUCAUUUGAACAAUCCCAUGUAGUGAAUCAAUUUCUUAAACUCUGUUGUUUAUCUGUUUUGCUGUUUUUACAUGGCAGGUAAAAAAAAAAACAGAUUUUAGACCAAUACCUGUUCAUUUUGAUUUCUAUUCUUGGUUAAUUUUUUAGUCAUUUGUAAUUCUUGUUUUAGCUUUUUUAGACUCCUAAAGCAUGAACACAUGCAGCUGAGCUCCUUGAAUUUAGGUGUCUAACUAACUACCUUGUAUUCCAAGUCUUAUUAUUGCACUUCUUAAUGAGUGUUACUGUUCCACAGUGAUGCUUUGUAAAGAUGCCACCCUCACAUUAGAAAAUGUCUCAAACGCAUCCAACAUGACUUUGUCAUCAUAUAUUCAAAUUUAGAAGGUUUACUUUUUUUUAAGGAAACUGGUAACUGCCAUACUUGAUGGGCCUUGUGUUUGUCUCUUAUAAAGGUGAUUUCUUUAUUCAACAAAAGUUUUCUUCGGUCUUUUACUAUAUUUUCAAACAGAACAGUGAGCUGCUGUUUCAUAGUAGGAGGAGGAGGAGGAGGAGGGAGAAGCUGCACAGCUGCUGGGAAAGUGCAAAAGGAGAUGCAGUUUGCACGGGGAGGGCAUCUCAUUGACCGAAAUCUGAUUUCAAUCUAGUCUAACUUAACAAAAUGUGCAUUUUUGAAAUGACAAGCGUUCCAGUAGAAUCGUAAUGUUUUUAAUCAACAUGUUCUGGACUGUUUUUAGCAGCCACUUGAGCGUUCCACACUGUUUUUUUUUAAGCGGCAAAGGUUACUCGAAGGGAAGGCAGCGGCGAGGCUGUAAUCUGAAAGGGCAUUGGGAUCAAAAGCCGGCCAUGUCAGCUGUUGAUGAUGAAAUACAACUUUUAUGUUCUGCAACCUUGUUUAUUUUUUUCUUUCCAUGUUGGUUUUUGUCUGUAUGGGAGAAUUGCUGACUUGCAAAAUUGUGCCAAGUAAGCCCCCCGCCCCCUUCACUCCCCCUGAUUGUGGUUGCUGUAUGUUUUAUACUCACUUGUGUUUAAAAAAAACUGUACCACAACUUUGCUGCUUUUAGUCUAAUCCUGGUACAGAGAAAAUCUGAUUUCUUUUUUUAAAAUGUUAUCAAAACUCGUUACAUCGUAUUUUUUUUGUGUCUUAAUAUACGCACAAAUUGUCGUGAUAAGGAUUGCUGGCAAACACGAUUGUCCAGUCGUAUCAGGAAUGUAGGGGUUAUGGUGCCAGGUAUUAACAGCCGGUGCGUUCCUGGCCUGACAUUUCAGCAGGAUGAUCAUCAUCUUAACAUAAAUGAAAUAUAUGAAAAUAAUUGCUUUUUUCUAUUUUUGUGUACACAACAAAGUCCAGCAUCAUCAUAUCAACACUUCAGCUCCUGAUGUCAGAAGUCUUAGCUUUAGUUUGAUUGCACAUAAUGAAUGUAUCCAUCCUGCCUAAAUUUUAGAAAAUCCUUUUUGGUUGAUUUAACACCUUUUUAUCUGCGGUUAAAACUAUUUUUUAAUCUUUCUAAUCUCAAUUUCACAAAAAAGUAUUCAAAUUUGAUGAUUUCCUUUAUAAAUUGAUUUAAUUGCUUUUAAUAUGUAUUCAUUGUUUGGAGUCCUGUAAACAUUUCUAAUUUGAAGGUACCCGUUUGUGUUGUUGUCGGUGUGCAAGAUGGCAGAAAAUCAGUUUUGUUUGACAAAUCAAUUGCAAGCUAACCUUUGUUCGAUGAAGUGCUUUGGAGAUGUAAACUGGAUAGCUAAAACUUUCAGUUUCAUUGACCUAUUGGGGCAUAAAGAUUUUAGUUUGUUUCCAUUGAAAGUGUUUCAUAUUCACUGUUUGGUGUGAAAAGUGAAUGAUACACCUCAUUGUUCUUUAAUGUAUUUAUUUCUGCUUUCAAUUUUGUCCUAAAUAAAUUAUGAUACUUUGUUCAA
This is a messenger RNA of Oryzias latipes (Japanese medaka), 4009 nucleotides long. RefSeq names its product transmembrane protein 161B (gene tmem161b). The record is from RefSeq and is a predicted model, not a curated record. Lineage: Eukaryota; Metazoa; Chordata; Actinopteri; Beloniformes; Adrianichthyidae.